This is a messenger RNA of Zingiber officinale, 3151 nucleotides long. Its product is annotated as probable E3 ubiquitin-protein ligase HIP1. Gene Ontology annotation, molecular function: ubiquitin protein ligase activity. The record is from RefSeq and is a predicted model, not a curated record. Lineage: Eukaryota; Viridiplantae; Streptophyta; Magnoliopsida; Zingiberales; Zingiberaceae. The coding region runs from base 414 to 2750 and encodes 778 amino acids. The transcript has 8 exons.
GAUUCCAUCUCUCAUUUGUUUCUUACCGUUCGUUCCACAACCAUCCGUCCAUCAAUCCACCCCUCCUCCUCGGCCCGCUCCACCAAUCGAUCUCUUGUUCCCCAUCUGCGCUGCAUCCUUCGUCGAGCAGUUGAUCGCACAAGAUAGAAAGAAGGAGAGGAGAGGAGAGGAGCCGAGGGGGUUACUUGCUUUCCUUAAAAGGGGGCAAUUACCCGUUCCAUUUAGUCGUCUUCGGAUUAUCAAUCUUAACUAGUUGGACCUUUGACUCGAGAGGAAAUUUCUAGCUUGUUAUGCUUCUGGCAUUCUGUUGGAAAGGCUUCAUCUUUUUACCUUGACGGGACAAAAUUUGGAAUUAGGGCUUGAUUGCGUAGCGCAACCUCUCUCCUCUUUUUGUGCAGGUUCAAUUUGAUUUAAUGCCAGAUCAAAAGAACUUUGCUCCACCCUAUGACAAUUCAUUUGAAUUCGAACCUGGUUCUAGUUCUAGCAACUCGAUGAAUCAGCAAGUCUUGUGGAAUAACAUGCUUUUCAAUCCAACAGAGGUUCAGAGCAUGACAGGCCGGAUAACAGCAUCUGGAGUUAUAAAUAUUCCAUGCCUAAACAUGGCUAAUCAAGAUGAUGCUCAAUCAAGUAUUUGGGGCUCAAGAGGCUCUAGUUCUUCUAGCCAACACCAUCAACAAGGCAUCCAUGAAGAAAACAAAUGGGAGCAUGGCUGGGCACCAUCGACAACAGUUACUUCCCGAGGUGGGCCGAGGAUAGAAGACAAUCAUUCUUAUGGCUCUCCAAUGCUUUCAUUGGAUACGGUCAGUAGAAGCCUUAAUGUAGCUCAAGUUGAUGGGAUCCAGUCCUUUUCACAAAAUAAUCCAUGGUUCAACAAUUCACAUCAGAAUAGAGAUAUUACUGCUUCUCAAGUUGGUUUAGGCAACAAUCUCUCAGAGUCAACAUUUUCUCAACCUCCUUAUAUGUUGGGUUUCUUAGAUGGCGAAAGUGUUUCCAUGCCAAUUGAUUUAUCCUCUGGUGAAAGUUCCGAGAAUGUUGGUCUUUUGAGGGAAGAUGAUGACAGACCAGAGAAUUCAUUGGAUGGACGACGCAUAUCCUGUAAAAGAAAGAAUAGCGAAGGUUCUCCUGGACAGUCUUCAGUAAGUGGAAAUGCAAGCACUUCUCAGCAAAGGGACAACAGUUUACUGUAUUCUCAUAUAUAUAAUCCUGUGACUACAAACAUUUCUAGUUCUGCAGGGUAUCCUUCUAUUCCACUUCCUCCUGAAGAGUAUCCCAUUACUUUGGGCGCUAUUGCAAGAGGAGUGGCCUCUGAUUGUUAUCCCUCAGCAAGUGCAGCAGGGCAUGCAGGAACCUCACGGAGAAAUCAUCGAGUGAGAAAUAACCCUGCUCUGCCACAUCCCAAUUCAUGGUCAGUAAAUACUAUUAGGCAACCAGAUUCCUGGCUAUAUAAUCAACCACCUCUUAAUAUCUCACAAAAUCAGUCUCUCGAGCCAACACAAAUCCUAACACCUACAAGUUCUCAAAACCAGCCUCUUAUGCCAAUUGUUUCUGGCUUACCCCAAAUUGUAUAUCAUGUUCCAUGGAGUGGACCUUCAAAUUCAAGAAUUGGUACAUCAUCAGGCUCAUUUAGUGCAGAGGACAGAAUUGUUGCUGCAACAGAGACAAGUCAGUCGAGUAAUAUGCCGGUUCUUAGCAAUUUGGAACUUGUUCCUGCAACAAGUGUAAGGCACAUGCCACAACACCGCACAAACAGGAGUUUAGGCGGUAGAAGUGUAAACAUGGCUACAAAUUCACAAGCUGGUACAAGCUCAGGGUUGUAUCCAACAUUAGCUUCUUCUUGGGUACCUCAUCAAAAUCCUACACAAUUUCCUCCCUUGACAGAAGCUACUUAUCCGUCUUUAUUUCCACCUGGAAGCUCUGAAUCUGGAGGUCAGGGUACUAACUUUCCUCCACUACAUUCUGGUCACUCUUUUAGCUCACACGAGGUAGCUCAGAUUAGAGCAAGUUUGCGUGGCCCACCACCUAUGUCACAUGCAAGGUCACCAAAUUUGUUGAGAAGGCGCAAUCAUGGUCUUUUGGGUGCUCCCAUAUCUCUUAGAAGUUUAACUGCUGCAGGGGAGGAUAGAAGUAGGAUGUUGUCAGAGGCAAUAUGGCUUCAACCAAGGCUCUUUAGAUUUAGAUACAUUGCUAGCCUAAGAUAUGGAUUGUCUGAAGAAGUGGUUCAAUGGUGGUUGUUGUGGGUGGAGCCACAGUUCAAAGAACUAGGGAUGACAUGUUGGAACUUCCUAGCUUCUUACUACAUAAGUUUACAUGGAACUAUUCUUUGCUUCAUUCUAAUCCUCACAAUUAUCUUUACUGCUCAAACAUCUCUGUGGAAGGAUGUGUUUAUCCUUGAUCAGACUCUAAUUUUGGCGGGCAGCGAUUUUCACGAUAGGCAUAGAGACAUGCGUCUUGAUGUUGAUAAUAUGUCAUACGAGGAACUCUUGGCAUUGGAAGAAAGGAUAGGUAAUGUAUGCACUGGAUUGACUGAAGAAAAAGUUAUCAAGUGUCUAAAACAACGAAAGCAUUCAUCGACAACUCUCGGAAAUACUAUGGAACACGAACCGUGCUGUAUCUGCCAGGAAGAAUAUGUUGAAGGUGAUGGACUUGGGAUCUUGGAUUGUGGGCACGACUUCCACACGGCUUGCAUCAAGCAGUGGCUGAUGCAUAAGAAUCUUUGCCCUAUUUGCAAAAAUACUGCUCUGCACACAUGAUGAUGCUUCGUUGGUGUGACUCAGGUUAUCAAACUCAAUCAGGGAGGAUCCUCCUCGAGUAACUUGAUUCAUCACAUCGGAUUAUUGUAGCCUAAAAUUAAACGCAGAAUGCUUUAUUUUUCUGAGAUUCCAACUGUCAAAUUUUACCAAUGGCUCAAAUUGGAGUCAGUUGACUGAAACUACCCUACUUUUCAAUAAUUAAGCAAACUCUAAACUGGCGAAAAUAUGGUGAAAUAGGUCUUUAUGGUUUGAUGCUUCAUUGUCAAAGGGUAGUGGGGUGGAUGCCUCCCUUCAAGACAGACUGAUGAUGCUAUUAGAGUUUGUAUUGUUAAACAUUAUGGCAUCAUCUAUUUUUCUGUAUGGAUUGCUUCAACAUAAUGCAACUUUGCCAAUGAAUGCUA